This is a messenger RNA of Microplitis mediator, 545 nucleotides long. RefSeq names its product histone H2A. Gene Ontology annotation, cellular component: nucleosome. Lineage: Eukaryota; Metazoa; Arthropoda; Insecta; Hymenoptera; Braconidae. The record is from RefSeq and is a predicted model, not a curated record. Gene Ontology annotation, molecular function: DNA binding; structural constituent of chromatin; protein heterodimerization activity. The coding region runs from base 43 to 420 and encodes 125 amino acids. The transcript has a single exon.
UCUUGAGUAAAUUUCGUGUUCCGUUCACUCUAACUUAAAAUCAUGUCUGGUCGCGGUAAAGGUGGUAAAGUAAAGGGAAAGUCAAAGACUCGUUCAAGUCGUGCUGGACUUCAGUUCCCAGUGGGUCGUAUUCAUCGUAUGCUGCGCAAAGGUAACUACGCAGAACGUGUCGGAGCUGGUGCUCCAGUGUACUUAGCAGCUGUUAUGGAAUACCUUGCUGCUGAAGUACUCGAGUUGGCAGGUAACGCUGCUCGUGAUAACAAGAAGACCCGUAUCAUUCCACGUCAUCUCCAACUGGCCAUCCGUAACGAUGAAGAAUUAAAUAAACUUCUUUCUGGAGUUACUAUCGCUCAAGGUGGAGUCCUGCCCAACAUCCAAGCUGUCUUAUUGCCCAAGAAAACCGAAAAAAGCAGCUCAUAAAUCGCUUUCGCAUCUCCAUAUAAACAAAACGGCCCUUUUCAGGGCCACCAAAUUUAUUAAAACGAAAGUUAUCUUUUUCAAGUUUUAUCUCUAACCUGGCGGUUCUGAAUCACCCUGGGAGUGGA